Diachasmimorpha longicaudata is the source of this 6128-nucleotide messenger RNA. RefSeq names its product inhibin beta chain (gene Actbeta). Lineage: Eukaryota; Metazoa; Arthropoda; Insecta; Hymenoptera; Braconidae. Gene Ontology annotation, molecular function: cytokine activity; growth factor activity. The transcript is spliced from 5 exons. The record is from RefSeq and is a predicted model, not a curated record. Gene Ontology annotation, cellular component: extracellular region. Bases 845 to 2344 code for a protein of 499 amino acids.
UGCCCCCUUCAGUGUCCGGCGCGCCUCCGUCAAGCGUGCUUCGGCAAAUAAUUUGUCCAAUCCCAAAACUAAAUAUUAAAUAAACUACCAGUAAAUCGGAAAUGAAUGAAAUCACUGAAAGGCUCGCAUUAUUUUUUAAAUUUUUUCCAUGAAAUAACAAACGGUAAAUGAUGUGGGAACUGGAUUUUUUGACCACGAGGAUUGACAAUUAAUUAUCAUUUAUUUGCAAUGACGAUUAACUGUGUUUUUCAACAUAAAAAAUAUGGAAAAGCCAGUGAUGAUAGUGUGACGAGAAACAAAUGUUGGGGGCGUGAAGUAUAAGAGGGGAGAGGAAUUUUUUUUUUGAAAAUUUAAAUGCCCCUCAGUAGUACCGGCUUUAGGGAUAUUAGUGGUGAAUUGUGGAGUACAAGAAAGUGUCCGAGAAAAUUGAGAAGACCUUGAGUAAAUGAGUAUAUAAUAAACAAUCCGAUAAUUGUCCGGUAAUAGCGAGGUAGAGAGUGAAAUUGGCGGGAAAUAUUGAAAAAGUAUAGAGUAAAAAUAGCCAGAGGGUUGAAUUAAUUUGGCGAAUGGCCGUCGAGUGGUUAAAAAACCGUAAUAAUUGGACAAUUAAUAACGAGUCCUUGUGCUUCUGGUAAUGCGGUGUUUGGGCGAUGAUGCAUUUAAUCCGUCGUCGUCCAUUACCAUCGUUAUAUUCACCAUCCGUGAAUUUAUUGAUAUUAUUAAAAUAUUUAAAACUAAUAAAAUUAUUAAAAACGAUAAAUACACUGAAAAAAUUGAUAAAAAAUAUUGUAAAAUUAAUUUGUUAUUGCAGUGGUGUUAUUACACAAGGUGACUCGUAUUCGAUAUGCCUGAAUUACAAUUAUCAAAAUAUAUUGUUUAUAAACAAUGUGAAUACAAUAAACAAUGGUAUUACGAUUAUUUGUAUAAACGUAAAACAACCACGUACUACAGAAAUAAUAAUUGCUGUUGUGGCCUUAAAUUAUUACUCAUUGUAAUAUUUACAUGGUUAAUUGUAUUACCAAAUAGUGCUAUUGGUAGACAAACUGGUGGACAUCAUCAUAGAACAUGUCCUGGUUGUCCACAUCAGCAUGUACAUAAUAUUAAUAGUAAAGAGUCUGAACCAUCGCCCGAUGAAUUGCGUCUUGAGGCAAUUAAACAUCAGAUACUGAGUAAAUUGGGACUGAGGAGUAGGCCCGAUGUUAAUAAAACAUUGUCACAAGUACCGAGACAUCUGGCACUUGAGACACUUUACAGGGCUGAGGCACAACCAUCCAGAUACAUCGAGGAUAGACGAUUUAUGGAUGAUUAUAGUGAUUAUUAUUAUGGAAGGGAGGAUUACACGUAUAGAAAUGUACAGGAUGAGAGGAGUACUCAGGGUCCAACCAGUACACAAGGAUUUAGGGAGAGGGGUAAUGAGGUGGAGGUGGAUGAUUUCUAUGCUAGGACGUCGGAGAUUAUCACGUUUGCUGAGCCCGGACGAACGUUAAAUGGUCUACCGCUCCUUGAGUUUCCAAUGUCGAGUGGUGAACCAGCUUUGGAGCCGGUGAGAAUCAAGAGGGCGACGCUCUGGGCAAGAGUUGAAUUGAAACGCUCGUAUCAUUACAAACAUCAUCGACGACAGUACAAUCACAAAAACAUCACACUCUGGGUAUUCAGGGUAAAAUACGGCAAUAGGACGCAUCUCCGUGGAAAGGAACUGAGUGAACAUCUGGAGAUGGUGACAUCACUGACAGUCAAUGUCAACCAAUUAGGAUGGCAGAAAUUCGAUGUAACGAGAGUGGUUAACACCUGGUUCACGUCGCACAGUCAUUCGCGUGAAAAAUUGACGUUACUCAUCGAUUGUACGAGAUGCGGUACAAAUGUCCAUAUAUCGACCUUUGGAACAGACUCGCUGAAUGUCAUUGAGUUGUCCGUCGAUCCAAAAGGUACUCAAGAUCCUGAUAGGCCGUUCCUGGUGGUCCGUACGGAUCCAACAGCUGUCAAAAGAGUACGGAGACGCGCGAUAGAGUGCAGUGGAGCUGUCAAAGGACAGUGUUGUAAACAAAGGUUUUACGUCAAUUUCUCAACGCUGGGUUGGGAUGACUGGAUUAUUGCUCCUCAGGGGUACUACGCGAAUUACUGUCGAGGCGAUUGUACAGCUGGUCACAGAACACCAGACACAUUCCUCAAUUACUACACCCACGUAAUCGAGAAGUACAGGCAGAUGGACAAACUGGAUGGUAUGCAGCCCUGCUGUGCGCCAGUUAAAUUUUCAGCAAUGUCCCUCAUCUAUUAUGGGCCAGACUCAAACAUCAUAAAGCGAGAUUUACCAAAAAUGGUGGUUGACGAGUGUGGCUGUCCGUAAUUUUCCCCCAAACAUAACCACCCACUUCCCAUUUAUAUUCAUAAGAAUUUAGUGAAAAUCCCAGAUGAAAAUAAAAGUCUCUAAAGAAUCAAUUUUUUUAGCUAAAGUGUUUUUCCCACAAGAAAAAUCGUGUGCGAUUUAUUCCAACAUUUUUUAGGUCGACCUAUAGCUGAUGAGAAAAAAAUCAUUGAGGGAAAAAGUGGCUCUCGAAUCUAGUUAGGAUAAUCAAAUUAAAUUUUUGCAUAAAAGCUUGAUUAAAAAAUGAGAAUGAUAACUGCUGAUUAAAAAUGAAAUAAUAUUAAUGACAAUUCUUACUGAGAGCUUAAGUCCUUUCGUAUUAGUGGGCAAGAAAAAAUUUACUGAAAUAAAACAAAGUAAUAAUUCUCACACGAUAUAUAGUGUAUAUAUGAGGUGAUUAAUCUGAGAGAUAUUUAAUGAUUAAGUAAUAUUAAUGUAAACGAUAAAAAAACUCAAUCUAAUUGCCUUGUUUUUUAUGCGAAAUAUGAGGGAAGAGUAGUUGAUGCAGAAAAUCAUGAUGCAUUAUUCAUGAAAGUAUUGAAAUUUACAAGAUAAAGAUACGAAUGAAAGUAUAAAUUGAUAAUAAUAUUAAUAUUCAACGCCAGAUUUAAUAUUAAAUAUUAUAUUGUAUAAUGUAUAUAUGGUUUAUGCGAUUUUUUCGCACUCGAGGUCAAGUGAGAUGUUCCAAGUAUUAUUAUGUUGUUCUCUUGAAAUUUGUUUUUGUGGAAUUUUUUGGCUACUGUAUCGGUUAAUGCGAGAGUGAAUGGACAUUGAUGAAAGAAAAAUUAAUCAUUCAGAGUUCAAAGGCCAAGGAAAUUAAAUUGUGAAUUCAGGGUUUCGAGGGGUUGAUGAGUAAAUUUUGAGAAUUUUACAAAGAAAAUGCAUGAAUUAAAAAGAAACGUGCUGUCUCACGAUUUAAAGGAAACAAAUAGUUAAAGUGAAUUUUCCAUUAAUACUUUAAAAUAAUUUAAUAAUAAUGAAAUUGAGUCUGUACUAUAAUCUUAGGGCAUUCCAUAAGCUAGGUAAAAUGAAGAAAAUAAUUUGGGGAGUAUUGAAAAAUGAAAAUCAGUCGAAAUUUUGGGGAUUCGAGAGAAAGAACGUGUGGGGGAUCGAAGAGUCAUUGAAAUUUAAUUAAGGAAAAAAAAUGUGACAAUAAAGGGGGGAUUCAAGAGCACGAGGCGGCUUUUCUUUUGAAAUCGAAUUUGUUUGUUAUUGAGAAAAAAAAUUUGACUGAGAAAAUAAUUUUUACCUCUUUUUUCUUGUGAAAAUUUCACGUAUUGGGGAUCGAUCACUGAUAGAUCAAUUUAAGGGGAGAUUUAACGCGGGGAAAAAUGUUCUCAUUUCUCGAGAGAAAAUAUUUGCUUCGAAUUCAGUCUCAGAAAUGUGAUUUUGGAAAUGACAAUCAUCUCCACCGACUCGAAAGUACAGGAUUGACUUUUUUAAUUGAUAAAUCAUAUUAAAAGCUUAGGGUAUUUUCAUUCAACAAAUAAUUUUUUUAAAUGUUGACUUCUUAAUUGUGAAGAAAAAUGAUUCAUUGGGAAAAUACAUAUUUGUCGAUUAGAAAAAUUCUAAUCUCAAUUUUUAACGGUCAGAGCCGGUAAAUCACGGAAAAAUACGAUUUUUGGACUUGAUUUUUCGGGCAAAGCAAUUUUUUUCUCCGAGCUGAACCUCCUAUUAAACAACGGACACCGAAGAAUUAAAAAAUUAAUGGAGAUGUAUGUAAAAAAAUCCGUGAGACAAGGGCCGAAAAAAAUUGUUUCACAUGAGCAAAAAAAAUAAAUUGAAUAAAGUAAAAAAUAAAACGGGUGAAACCAAAAUUACGAAAGUGACAAACCCACGUAGCCUUACUGGGCCUUACUAAGGUUAUUAUCGCAUUACUACUAAAUUUAAUAUUUAAAUAAAAAACAAUUUAACAAAAAAAAAAGCAAGAAAAAAAGAAAUACUAUUUACGCUAUUUGAAUAUCCAAUCGAUAAAAAAACACAUUAACAUGUACACAAAAGCAUUUUCCCGCGAAAAAAAAAAAACGAAAUUGAAAAAUAUAGAUAUGUAUAUUUAAGAAAAAGAGGGAGAGACAUUUGCCAUUUUUGAAGCUAGCCAAAGAAAAACUAUUGCGUCCAAUUUAAAAAGCAUACUUUGAUAGUAUAGAACGGGAUUUAUAUAAGUAUUUGAAAGUUUCGAAGUGUGGGAGGAAUUUUUUCGACGGCACUUGAUUAAAUUAAAAUGAUCUAACAAAGAAUGAAGCCUUCAUGAGCUCAAGGACUGUUUAAACUACCCGUAUUGUACUUUAAAAAAUCACUAAAAUCGUAAUGAGGUUGCUCUAAUUAAUGGAACAUUGAUUACCAAAAUAAUUGAGGAAAAAUCGAUGUUCGAUUAAUUAUUCGGGCCUGUUAUGAAUUAUUUAUCAUCGGGAGCCGACACCUCGGUGUUGCAAGAUCGCAGAACAUUUUUAAAAAAAUUAUCAAUCUUUUCCGUCAUUCACGAAAAUUUACGGAAUUGCCCGAGGAUUUCUUCCGGAAAUCACGGAAUUUUCCGGUAAUUUUUACUCAGCAUUUCUAUCGGUGGGCAAUUUUCCAGUCACGGGAUUCCCAGAAUCGGUGGGUGGGGCGUGUGACAGUCGAGUCUCCAUAACCCAGGGUUUUUUUAAUGUCUCGUUAACGAAGGAUACGAAUAAAUUAAUUAACCGACAACUUAUGUUCACAGAUGAAUGAUUCAGUAAUUGCUUCAUAAGAAGAGGUCUCAGCUCCCGUUAAUUACAAGAAAAAGAAAAUAUUCGCGGCUUCGAUUUGAUUCCAUGGCUUUUUUGAAUAAAAUGAAAAACAAGUAUUGAUGAAGUACUCUCAAAAUAUUAAUAAAAAAGGAUAAUAAAUUAACUAAUAAGGUGAAAAUUUUUUGAGCGAUGAUUGAAAAAGUGCGGUAUAUUUAAAAAUAAAAUACGAGUCCGUGAUAAUAACUGAAAAGAAAAUGCGCGCGCUGUAAUUUCGAUGCUCUUUUUUCAAUACAAAAAUUAAUUAAUUAAUUAAAAAGAAAAGAAUGAAAAAAAAACACAUGAAAGUAUUAAUGGACCCCGUACUGUUGUAAAUUUUUAGGCAAAAAAAAUAACGAAAAUGUUAUAAAUUUUUUCUUCUACAAUUUUUGCUAUGAAAUGAUGAAAAACUUUAACUUUUGAGCUUCUCCGAAAAAAAAAAACUUUGGAAAUGUUUGAGAAAAAUAGCGAGAUUAAGAAUAUUAAUUCAAUUGAUCUGUUAAUUGGAAUGUAUAAUUGAUUAUUCAUUAGUUUUUCAUUCGUUUAUCACUGGUAAAUUAAUUUCCGAGUGGAUAAUACAUGAAACUUUUGUGUAAAUGACAUGACAGAAUAUUGUAUAAACGAUAAUAGUAAUUAAUUUCAUUGCUAAAUGCCAAAAAUGUGGAAUUUCGAUUAUUCCAAUUGUCAGUGAAGUAAUUAUGAAUAACAAUUAACUAGAAUAACAAUUUUUUUCUACAAACCAAUUGAAAUCCCACGUCAGCAUUUUCCAUGUUUCAUUCGAUUCAACAGUCGCAAUAAAUAAUUACUCCAUAUUUUCCAUUAAAAGCUUUGACAUAACAAUUAUUAUUAUUAUUUCUUCAUUAAUUGUCAGGAUAUGGUUUAUUGGGAUGAAAGACAAUGAAUUUUCUUCUUCGAAUUCUUAUAAAUACACAUAAGCCGUUAUAUAAAAGACGAGGAAAUGAAGGUAACUGAGAAAACCGAGAAAAAAAAUCAUUUAAAAAAAAUAAAAAUUGUAAAACUUU